Schizophyllum commune H4-8 is the source of this 1329-nucleotide messenger RNA. Its product is annotated as RNA polymerase II-associated protein. The record is from RefSeq and is a predicted model, not a curated record. The transcript has 8 exons. Lineage: Eukaryota; Fungi; Basidiomycota; Agaricomycetes; Agaricales; Schizophyllaceae. Gene Ontology annotation, molecular function: RNA polymerase II complex binding. Gene Ontology annotation, cellular component: Cdc73/Paf1 complex. Gene Ontology annotation, biological process: transcription elongation by RNA polymerase II; positive regulation of transcription elongation by RNA polymerase II. The coding region runs from base 63 to 1244 and encodes 393 amino acids.
UCCUCCAACUUCAUUCUGACCACUUCGCGGUUCGCGCAUUGACCUCACUGCUCGCUGCAAACAUGGCGGACGCCAGUGAUCCCCUUCUCGCCCUCCGAGAGGCCAUCAAGUCAAAGUCCCCCAUCACCUUCAGCAAAGACGGCGCGCCGGUGCCCACCCUCGCCUCAGCUACCCACAUUCACCUCUCACCAUCGCUCACCCUCCCCCGCUCGACCCCCACGCGAUGGAAGAAAACUGGAAAUGAAACGUACACGCUCGACGCUCUAUACCUUGUGCACCAGUUGCAAGGUGCCUCCGGUGGCGAGUACAUGAAGCAGGCGCGCGAGAACGGCAUGACUGUGGGCAUGGUCAGCAUUACGGAGCGGAAGGCCGUGCUGGACUACUUGGAGGGACGUAUAGAAGACCAUCCGAGCAUCAUACAUAAGGAUGCAGGCAAAGGCGAAGGAUCUGCGGCGGCUGGGGCUACAACAUCGCCACAGAAGCGGCGACACUACGUCCCCGAUGCAAAAGACGUGCAGAUCGUCAAGCGCAUGCGACAGAAUGAGGUGGAGCUUGAGGACCGGAGCACGGUUCUGCGCGGGCAGAAACUGAAUGACUUCACCAAUAUCCGCAAUGUAUACGCCGAAAAGCUCAAAAAGCUUAAGGACUCUAGCAAGACCGGCGCAGCAGUACCCGCGCCCGCGGUUGGACUAGAACCCAAAGCCCGUGUCCACGGCGCGCCUAUCAUCCUCGUCUCCUCCUCCCCGACUGCGCUGAUAACUAUGUACAACGUGCAGCGCUUCCUGGGCGAGGCCGUAUUCGAAACCUCGCAAGAGGCGCGCCAAAAAGCGGGCAACAGCCGCCCGCCAGAGUUGAUUCAUAUCUAUCGCAAGGUGGAUGUGCCGAGCAACGACGGUACGACGGCGAUGAGACAAGCGACACGACGAUAUGCGGUCUACGACAAUGCGGAGAAGAUGCCCCCAGAUGGCUGGGAUCGCGUCGUCUGCGUUCUCACUACUGGCCAGGCCUGGCAAUUCCGCCCGUACAAGUGGAGCGAGCCGAGGACGUUGUUCCAUCAUGUCAAAGGCAUGCACGUCAGCUGGGCGAACGACCCGCCAAACCCAAAGAUCGCGGACUGGAAUGUAACGGAGAUCAAGAUUGACAAGCACCGGCGACACGUCGACAAGUCUACCGUCGCGCACUUCUGGCGCGUACUCGACAGUUGGAUGGGCAUGAACAAGCCGGCGCUGAUGAGGACGCAGUAGUCAAGGUUUAUGUAGCCAAUUCCCAUCUGACACUACCGGCCUUCAUCUCAUGCUCAUACGGCUGUUUUGACCUUUGUUCUUGUGC